Messenger RNA from Racocetra fulgida, 155 nucleotides. The record is from the annotation of a GenBank genome assembly. NCBI's taxonomy places the organism in Eukaryota, Fungi, Glomeromycota, Glomeromycetes, Diversisporales, Gigasporaceae.
AAGAAUUAGAAGAUUGGGAGAAUGAGUUCUUCUGGACACCAACAAAAAACAUCAAGGAAAACAUUAAACCAGAGAGCACCAGUGAUAUCCAAAGUGCUUCAAAAGAGGUGGAUGAUAGAAUUAUUACUGAAAAUUCAGAAAGGGAUGCAAUUCAG